This is a messenger RNA of Entamoeba dispar SAW760, 639 nucleotides long. RefSeq lists its product as uncharacterized. Bases 1 to 639 code for a protein of 212 amino acids. Lineage: Eukaryota; Evosea; Mastigamoebida; Endamoebidae. The record is from RefSeq and is a predicted model, not a curated record. The transcript has 2 exons.
AUGAACGGAACCCCACAAUCUGCAUUUAUUAGGAAGGUAUUAGUUAGACAAGAAAUACCAUCAGAGGAUAUAGACACAUGGCAUUAUCCUGAAGAUAUUAGAACAGAGAUUGUAGAAGAAGUUAAAAUUAAUCCAUCUAAAAAGGAAUUCAAUUUAAUUGAAAUUGCUAAUAAAAUAAAACAAUUUCCUUUUCAAGGAAAAACUAGAAGAUAUUUUGUUGGAUAUUGUAUUCUUGUUAUGAAGAAAUUAUAUUGUUGUUGUAAAAUAAAAGAAGAUGAAAAUGAUAUAAUUAUAUUUAAAAAAUUAAUAAGUCAAAUGCUUGGAAUUGAAUAUAAUCAAGCUAUAAAAACAUUUAAAGAAAUUAUUAAUUUCAUUUAUUCUGAACAAAAUUUAGGUAAAUUUAAUAAAAAAAAAGGAAAAUUACCUAAAUCUGAUUACAAAUCUUUAACAGAAAAACAAAUUAGAAUUCCAAAUCAUACAUCAAAAAAACCUGUUAAAAACAUUAAUACAGAAAAAAAACCUCUUUCUUUAAUGAUUGAUCAUUUAGAACGUGCAAUUAAAUGUGAACGAUUUACUCGUGGACCAAGAAAUGAACAAGUGAUGUCUCUUCAAUCAAUGAUUGAUGAAAUUCAAUGUUAA